This is a messenger RNA of Lottia gigantea (owl limpet), 507 nucleotides long. RefSeq lists its product as hypothetical. The record is from RefSeq and is a predicted model, not a curated record. The transcript has 2 exons. NCBI's taxonomy places the organism in Eukaryota, Metazoa, Mollusca, Gastropoda, Lottiidae. Bases 1 to 507 code for a protein of 168 amino acids.
AUGGAAACGGCGAAUAACAUUCUGGCUCAUCCAAGCCUAUCGUUUUACCCAACCUUACCAACUAGUGCAUCAUCACCAGGAGCUCAAGAUACUGUCACAAGAUCAGGUUUAUCCACAGCAGCACAGAGCAGUUGGGGAAGUUAUACCAACGAAGCAUCACUUAUGGCCCACAAUUCUUGUGCCAUGUCUUCCUAUUCAAAUCUCCCUCUAGGGGCAUCGUUCCCAGUGAAUGGCAAAUCCGCAUACAAUUCAGCCUUUCCCGGGGCUGGUGAUUAUUUCAAUAACUGUCGCCAAAUGCAGAUCUCACAAUUAGGGACCUUAAAUAGUAUGCCAAUGAGAAACUAUCCGGGUUUAUAUGGCGAUAUGUAUAAUCCAAGCCAUGCAGCAUCUUACACAAAUGGUGGUUUUUAUCCUGAUGUGGGACCUGGUUUGGCACCUUUACCCGGUAGAGAUAUGAAUUGUUCCAGUAGUCAAUCAGACAGUUCUGUGCCAGUUAAUAAUGAUUAG